Molecule: messenger RNA, 1873 nt
Organism: Cataglyphis hispanica
Lineage: Eukaryota; Metazoa; Arthropoda; Insecta; Hymenoptera; Formicidae
Product: suppressor APC domain-containing protein 2
Exons: 5
Coding region: 391-1740 (449 amino acids)
Source: RefSeq, a predicted model, not a curated record
GGAAAAACAAAUUUUUAUGCGAUCAUAAAUUUAGAGUGAAACAAAGCUUUUUUUGCUGGAUUUAAACAAUUAAAGGAACCAAUAACAAUUUAAAUAAAUGUGUGAUAAUAUAUGCGGGAAAAAAAGGAUGGUAGAACGUCUGUGAGAAAUAAUAAUCGAACAGUUAAAUACAUAAUUACAAUUUCUUCUAGUACAUAUUUAAUUGGCCUAUGACCUAUGGCCUAUGCUGACCUGAAGAAAGGUGAGUCUAUUCUAGCCGGUUAUCAACAGGUGAAUGGAAUGAAUGGAAAAAAGAAUAAAUGAAAAAAAAAAUAAGAGAUGGUUUUCAGAGUCCUUUUAAGAAGAUAAGAAUAGGAUCCAGAUAAAGGCAUAUGACGCAUUUAAAUAAAUAUGGCACAAAUACAAACAUCGACUGUGGACGGAUUGCCGAAGCAUUUCGUCAACGCGAUGCGCACGUUGUUCGACAUAAUGGAUGAUCAAAACACCGGUUUCGUAAAAUUUGCUGAUAUUGAGGGUCGAUGGCAGGACGACGGCACGCAGGGCUUGCCCAAAGAUAUCCUUGAUAGCUUGAAGAAAGUCACACCUCCGAGCGGUAUGUUAUCGUUCGAAAGAUUCUGCGCAGGUUUGAAGAUCUGUCUGCUGCAAAUACAGACAGAGUCCGAUUCUAAGAAACAUAACGGUCAGCCUAACCGGCCCCCAUCCGCACCAAUCCUCAUUCCUGACAGUCAGAAUAAAGCGGCUUGGACCUCUCCCAACACGGCUACAAUAAGACCCAAUAAUGCUAUAUCUCAGCAACGCACUCUCAGCAUGCCGCAAUUACUGGCUAAUCGCAAAGAUAUGAAUGCACAAUUAGAAAUAAUGGAUGGAAGAAACAUUGGGGAAUCGAAGAUCAAUAAAACUUAUGGCCCACCAAAGCCACCAAGGACAGGUGCUGCAUUAGAAGGUAGAAUGAUGGGUUCAGACCGUAACUUUGACAAGUCUGAGAUUAGGACUGCUCUACAGAAUUGGCAAAUGGGUCUCAUGAUGAACGACGAGAAGGAAAAACGUCAGUUGCAGACUGUUAAUUAUAGACCGGAUGCUAGGACAUUAUUGAGACCAGCCAGAGUUCUGGGUGAUGGUAAAGCGAUUGAUAUACAGACUAAUCAACUUGGUCUUCAAUCUAAGAAACCAUCGGGUCGUCGCAGAGAGCCCAGGCGACACACGUUGCAGAAUGGUAUUGAUUACAAUAUGAUGAAAAGAAUGAAACAGAUUGAACAAGAAAAAGAUGUAUUACUUCAAGGUCUAACUGCUGUUGACAAAGCUAGAGAAUGGUACUUGAAACAAAUUUCUGCUACGCAAGAGAAGAUCAAACAUCUUGGACGAAUGGGCUCUCAUGUGGAACAAUGGACAGAGGCACAGCAGGAGCGUUUAGAAUUGCAACGUGCACGAGUGCUAGAAGUAAAUCGGCAUUUAGCGGCCUUAAUAAGUACCUGGGAACGUGGAGGGCUUCCUCUACAUAUGAAUCUCGCUUUCUUGAGUACUCCGUCUUCAGUCCAACUUCAACAGGAUAUGUUAUCACGGCUUAAACAACAAAAUCAUAGAUUAACCGAGGAAGUUAGCAAAAAAAGCCAACGAAUAGCAUUACUUGAGCAAGAAAAAGAUAGUCUUGUUAGAGAAUUGUAUAAUAGACAGUCUGGACUGAUUCAAUCUCGAAGAGCAACAAUGAUUCAUGAACAACAUGAUCAAACGUUCAUAAUAUAAGUAUUUCAGGCUUUGGAAAAUGCACCACACAAGUAACAGGAUCUGAAUUAAGCUUUAAAUAGAAUAAAAGUAAAAAGACUUACAAAUUUAAUGCGGUCCACUCAAUGUUCCAGAUGUUUUUAUUUUUUAGGUA